Molecule: messenger RNA, 610 nt
Organism: Anoplophora glabripennis (Asian longhorned beetle)
Lineage: Eukaryota; Metazoa; Arthropoda; Insecta; Coleoptera; Cerambycidae
Product: general odorant-binding protein 83a-like
Exons: 7
Coding region: 19-432 (137 amino acids)
Biological process (GO): sensory perception of smell
Molecular function (GO): odorant binding
Source: RefSeq, a predicted model, not a curated record
GACAAAGUAGUUGUGAAAAUGUCGUCUAGAAGCAUUAUCUUUUUUUUCUGUUUAAUAACUUUGGCAUAUAGUAAAUUACAACUUCCACCUGAUCUGCAAGAAUACGCGGAUGAAUUACAUGAUUUAUGUAUCAAAAGAACUGGAAUAACGGAAGAUGACCAUAUAGCCUAUGAUAUAGCAAAUAAUCCUCACGAUGAAAAACUUCAAUGUUACAUAAAGUGUCUUUUGAUGGAGGCAAAUUGGAUGGACAAAGAUGGUGUUAUACAAUAUGAUUGGAUCGAAGAAAACAUUCAUGAAGGCGUUAAGGACAUCGUACUCGCCGCCCUUAGGAAAUGCAAAAAUAUAAAUGAGGGUGCUAAUCUUUGCGAAAAAUCUUCACAUUUCAACGCCUGCAUGUAUGACGCUGAUAAGGAGAACUGGUUCCUGGUAUAAGCUUCCAAUUUUGAAUAACGAUGGAUGGAUUAUUCAAUUUACGAAAUUACGAACAAACUAUGCAUAAAUCUAUAGAUGUAGAUGUAACAUCACAUUUAAAUAGUUAUUUUAAUGAUCCGACUGGAAAUUUCUGACUUUUUUUUAAUAUUCAAAAUAAAGUUUUAACAAAGUAGUAAUA